This is a messenger RNA of Scheffersomyces stipitis CBS 6054, 2565 nucleotides long. Its product is annotated as mRNA splicing protein. Gene Ontology annotation, cellular component: post-mRNA release spliceosomal complex; U2-type catalytic step 2 spliceosome; Prp19 complex. The record is from RefSeq and is a predicted model, not a curated record. The transcript has 2 exons. Lineage: Eukaryota; Fungi; Ascomycota; Pichiomycetes; Serinales; Debaryomycetaceae. Gene Ontology annotation, biological process: generation of catalytic spliceosome for first transesterification step; mRNA splicing, via spliceosome. The coding region runs from base 1 to 2565 and encodes 854 amino acids. Gene Ontology annotation, molecular function: protein binding.
AUGGCAUGGAAAAUCGAUGAGCUCAUCGACGAUUCUGAUCUUGUCUACGAACGAGAUCUCGCCAGAGAUGCGAACCAGGAAUCAAUAUGGCUCGACUACUACAACCACAAGCUAGCCAAACACGUCAACAGCCCAGAGACCAAACAAACAUAUCGUGAAUUGGUCUUUGUACUUGAGAGAGCGGUACGACAAUUGCCUCACUCCCACCAGCUCUGGUCCCGGUACUAUGAAGUCAUUGGCGAGCCAGACGAAACUGCAAGCCAGAAACAGAUACAACUAUUUUCCAGAAUAUACGAACGAGCAACUGCCAAUUCCCUGGAAUUGGAUGCGUGGCUCGUAUAUUUGCAGUUUUUGACAGAGUUCUGCAAUUACGAAGUGACGUUGAUACGAAGAACAUUCGACAAAGCCCUUUUGGCUGUGAAUUCCAAAUACCACUACCAUAUUUGGAAACAGUAUGUUAAGUUUGCUGAUUCUGUGGGUGGACCCACAGCAGCAGCAAUAUACAAGAGAUAUUCCCAAUACAUAGAUCCGGAAAUCCUAGCAAAGAAGAGUUUAGAAACAAAUUUUCCAACUUCGAUUGAAGUUCAAUCCUUAUACGACUUUAUAGAUAAGUUUAAAGAAUUAGGUGCCCAAUCAGAAGUAAGGAAUAUCUACGAGCAGUUACUAGCCAGUCCUGAAAAGUACAAAUCGUUGGGUACACCUUUGAAGUUCUUGCAAGAAUACAUUGACUUUCUUAGCAAAAGAGAGGAAGAAGAGAACUUCGACAUCCAGGAAAAGUCUUCAUUAAUAGAAUCGUUAAUACUUCAGGCCAUUCAGCUAGAUCCGGAAAACUUGGGGGAAAUCUAUAAGGGAUUCUCAAGAUAUCUCCAGACUCCUAAUGUGAGUAUCGAUGCAAGAUACUAUUUCGAGAAAGGAUUGAAAAACUGUCUUACAGUUCGAGAUUUUGAAAUCAUCUACAGGCUCUACACUAAUUAUCAGGAAGAAAAACUUGUCCAGCUACGUGAUGAUAUCAAGAAAUACCCAACAGAAGACUCGUACAGCAUAGAAUUCAACUUCAGAAUUCACUGUUUAGAGACAUUAAUAGACAACAGACCAAUCCUUUUGAAUGAUAUGAGUUUGAGACAAGAUCGCAAUAAUCUCGAUGCAUGGUUCAAGAGAGUUGAUAUAUAUGGCGAAAACUUGAACCAAAUAUUAAAGGUAUAUGUUUCAGCAAUUUCAAGCAUAAAUCCAUUUCAAGCUCAUUCUGCUUCGGGAAUUGAAGCAAAUAAGCUCUCUAAGAUAUGGAUCGAUUAUGCAUCCGUGUAUGCUUCAAGAGAAGAUUAUUCUACUGCCAACUUGAUCUAUCUGAAAGCAGUUGAAUCACAGUUCAGAGAUCUCGACGAACUAGCUGAAUUAUACAUCCAAUGGAGUGAAAUGUUGCUACAAAGUAACUUUGACGAUGCCGACCUGAGAUCUUUACUGGUUAUUGAAGACGUGCUUCUCAAGAAGUUUGAUCCUGAUUUAGACAAGCAUGCAAAGCAGAGUGUCCAGUUCAGAAUCCACCGCUCAACUAAACUAUGGAUGUUCUAUCUUGACUUGCUAGAAUCAUUUAUUGAGGACAAAGAUCUGACUUCCGAGAUAGAAAAGGUCAUAAAGGCAUACGAUAAGAUGAUAGAAAUGAAGAUCGCAACAGCACGUACCAUCAUAAACUACGCUCAAUUCUUGCAAAGCUGGAAAUACUUCGAGAAAUCAUUUAAAGUCUACGAGAGCGGAUUGACUUACUUUAAAGAUUCAGAAGUGCGGUACCACAUUUGGAAGUUGUACUUACCGGAGAUAUUGCAAAGAGAAAAUAUCGGAAUAGAGAGAAUAAGAGACUUAUUUGAGAUGUGCUUAUUCGGAAAUGAAAACGAUGUAGGAAUCCCAGCUCACCUAAGCAAGGAUUUGAUUCUCCAAUACUUUCAAUUCGAAAAGGGUAAAGGGUUCCUCAUGAACAGCAUUCGUAUUUUGAAAAGUGGAAUACAGAAACUUCGAAAGGAGUGGCUGGAGCAGAAUGUAUCAAGAAAUGUCAGAAACAAUCUAGCAAUCGAUAAGUUCGAUCUCUACAAGAAAGUCUUUGAAACCAUCGGUAUUCUACAAGAUACAGACGAAACCAGAAAUGCUUACGAACUGGCUGUUCAGGAUGACCUGUUGACACUACCACAAAUAAUUGAAGUCACUAACUCUUUCAUCAACUUUGAGAAGUCGCUCAAGCAAUUAGACAGAGUUAGAGCGUUGUUCAAGUUUGUGACGAGACUAUCGGCACCAGAUGCAAUUAUUAUGAAACAAGUCUGGGAGGCGUGGGAACAGUUUGAAGUUGAAUAUGGCAGCGAAGCUACAUUCAAAGAUAUGUUGCGGUUCAAAAGAACUGUUGUGGAGGAAUAUGCUAGAAAUGAAUUACUUAAGAACUCCCUUAAUCCCAUGGGUUUUGUCAAAUCGUCUACUGGUCCUAAGGUGAGUUCCAUUAAUGCUCUGGAAGAAAGCGAGCCACAGAAAGUAAACGAGGAGGCUAAUCCUGAUCAAAUAGAGAUGGAUAUGGAUGACUUAUAG